Hibiscus syriacus is the source of this 1172-nucleotide messenger RNA. Its product is annotated as U-box domain-containing protein 26-like. The transcript has a single exon. Gene Ontology annotation, biological process: protein ubiquitination. The coding region runs from base 1 to 1146 and encodes 381 amino acids. NCBI's taxonomy places the organism in Eukaryota, Viridiplantae, Streptophyta, Magnoliopsida, Malvales, Malvaceae. Gene Ontology annotation, molecular function: ubiquitin protein ligase activity. The record is from RefSeq and is a predicted model, not a curated record.
AUGAAAGAAGGUGAAAUGGCAAUACCUCAUUUAUUUAGAUGUCCAAUCAGCCUGGACUUGUUCACGGAUCCUGUCACUGUGUGUACGGGCCAAACCUACGACAGAUCGAGCAUACAAAAAUGGUUCGCCGCCGGUAAUCUCACGUGCCCCGUCACAAUGCAAAAGCUCCACGAUCCAUCUCUUGUUCCCAAUCAUAAUCUUCGUCAUCUGAUUCAACAAUGGCGCCAAAAAGGUCACCGAUCAGACGCUGAUUACUUUACGGCAAUUAAGAACUCCCUUGCGUCUGCUUCGGCUACCUUCCGAGACAAGCUACAAGCACUGCAAAAGAUCCGAGUCUUUACAGAUGAAACACCGUUUGCAAAUUCCUUUUUGAUCGAAUUGGGUUUCUUGCCUUUGCUUCUGCAACUGGUUUUCGAAAUGGUGGACCCUGAAUUCUCCCUAGAGUAUGUGAACUUGGUGGAUCAAGGCCUUGCUUGUGUUCUUAGAUUGCUUCCAUUUGGAGAAUUGGUGUGUUUGAAAAUGCUUAAAGAAGAAUCGAAUUUGGAAUCUUUUGUGGUUCUAUUUGAGCAUGGGAGUGUAAAAACGAAGCAAAGCUUGUGUCAUAUGGUAGGGUUGAUUUCAUCAUCAGCAGAAACCAGGGAGCUCUGUGCAAUGAUCGGAAAAAACCAGAGAUUGUUGAACAUGAUAAUCUGUGUUGUGAAGCAACAAAACAAUGAGAUGUCCGAGGCUGGAAUGAAAGCGAUUUCGGCAUUGUGUUGCUUGGAAUCAAACAGGGAAAACCUGGUCCAACAGGGCCUGAUCGAUGGCCUGGUGACGUUCAUUUUGAACUCGGAAAGAAAAGAAAGAAGCUUGGCGGCGAUGGCGAUGGAGAGAAUAGAGCAAGUGCUGGGGGACGAGAGUGCGAAAGAGGCGCUGAUAAAGAAUCCAAACGGCGUGAAAGCGAUGGUGAAGAUGGUGUUCAGGGUGUCGGAGCAGGAAGGGAGCGAAAGCGCGGUUAACUCGUUGAUGAAAGUGUGUGAGGAAUCAUUGGAAGCUAGGGAAAAAGCAAUAGUGGGUGGAGUUUUGACGCAGUUGCUGUUGCUUCUGCAGAGCCACUGUAGUGGUAGGACCAAAACAAAGGCCACUGCGUUGCUGAAACUGCUAUAAUCCAUGUGGGUCAAGCUGGUAUUUAA